CUACUUGAUGUCAGUCACCCUGGUAUUUUCAGAAAGCCAACGUAAUGGUGGCCAAAUUAUUCGUAGCAUCGUAGUAUCACUAGAUUCCAGGAACUUUUUAUGAGCCCAAAAGCUCGCCAAAAAUAUGAAUGAACCACUGACCCAUUGAAUGAAUUACAAGUUGUUUUUGAAUGGACUCAUUGUCAGAAACGAGAUUCUCUUCAUUAAACUGUCAACCGUGAUCUUCAAAACGAGGAUUGAAAACUCCUCAUGACUUUGGUACAACUUUACAUGCAGAGGCAACAGGACACCAUGGCGAAAAAUAGUCUUGGUUUAGACAGACAUGUUUCCAUGGAAACAUUUACAAUUGACAUUGAUCAAACAAGAUGACAGUGAAUUCUGUCAGUCAAAAGUUUCUCCAACAGCUGACUUGUGACAGCAGACCAAUCAAGACUAUAGAAGCAUUUACAACAACUACAGCUGCCGUAUAGUGGCUGGUAACGGUUCACAAUGUGUGAAGUAGGUGCAGGAGAUGUCCCUCCACCGGUUGAUGAGGAAAGACCUUCUUAUAAGCCACGAUUUCUUGAAAAAGAUCCACAUGCACCUUCAGAAUCUUUGGGAGAUGCUUCUGCGAAACAAACACCUAAAUUAUGGAAAUACUCAUCACCUGUGGAACCACCAACAGUUUUGCACCCGGAUGAUCCUUUGAUGAAACGAUUCCAGGAUUCCCUUAAAUCUCAUUUGACCCGUAUCAAUAAUAAACUGCAAGACGAAAUCUAUGAUCUUGAGAUAGCAAUCAAAAGAGCUAACGAGGAGCGAGAACAAGAAGGACUUAAGCUGUACAGUGCACAGGAGGAAAUAGCCCGACAACAAUCCACGAUUGAGAAAUAUCAAGCCACAUUGACCGAGGUGAUACAGAUGCGGGAAGAAAAAGAAUCGCAAAUCAAUACAAUGAAGGAAGUGCACAGGGAGGCAUACAACAACUUAAGGGAUGAAAAAUCCAAGGAGGAAGAAAUGACCCGAGAAUUAGAAAGUUUGGCGUCGUUGGAACGUCAAUUUACAGAAUGGGAAAACGAAUUAUCUAGCAAUAUAACUGUGUCAAAAAGAAUGUCAGAGAAAGAUGCAGUGGUCCAGAGAGAAUUGAUACAAAAAAAACAGCAAGAGGAUUAUAUCUUGUUUAAAAUAAUGUCAGAAGUAUGGAAAUUAGAAUCAGAGAUCAAAAUGUUGAAUAAUCAAGCUGAAUUGAAGGAGAAAGAAAAAGCGGCGCUUCAUCAAACUAUUACCGAUGCUAAUGCAGAUCUAGAUGCAUUACAACGAGAAUAUAAAAAUUUGUUUAACACAUGGAACAGCGUUGUCGCUAAUGUCUCUCAAAGGAAUAAGAUUUACAGCGAUAUUUGCAACGAGAAACAGCAAAUACGCGAAUCAUUUCGAACUUUACAAUCUGGUAUUGACAAAUUGAAAAAAGAAACCAAUAAAGAAAUGGAAACUAACGAACGAUUGACUGCAGUCCAAUCGAGACUAGAGGACGAAAUUCAAAUGAACCUGAGGAUGAACGCUGCUGAGAGAGAGAAAAUUACACAUCUUGAAUCUCAGUUGUCGAAAAUAGUCAAACUAAUUGAACAGAAUAAUGCAGAAUUCAAUGACGUUCAGAGUGAUUAUCAAUACUAUGAAAACAUCAAACAGUCGAUGCAAAAGGACAUUGAGAAACUAGCUAAUCAGAAAGUUCAGCUGGAAGACCAAAUUUUGCUAAGAUUGGAAGAGAAAGUGACCCAUGACAAAGCAGCCAAACACUUGAAUAAAGUUUUACGUGAUUUAAAAUGCGCCACAAGAGAACAAGAAUUAAUUGCGGCACAGGCUGAAAAUAGUUACGGAAAGACCUUAUUGGAUAUCGAAAAAUUAAACACUAUUCUUGAUAAUAAUAAGUCGGAAUUACAAGAACUUGAUCGUGCCAACAACGCCAGAGAAAAAGAGAUCGAUACCACUCAAUCAGAGAUAAGAAAAAUUGACAUAGUUAUUAAUAAAAAACAAAGAGAGUUGGUGAUGGUGAAUAAAAAAAUUGAAGAAGCGAUAGAAAAAACGGGUGGGGAAGACAUCAGCCCACUCGAUUCAAGCAUUAUAACAUUGGAGAAAAAUAUCGAGGAAGCUGAACAAAAGAUUCAAAAAUCGCAGUUAUUGUGGUUGAGGCAGGAAGGAUAUAUGGUUAAUCUCACCCAGCAAAGAAACGUCCAGUCACAGGAAAUGAGUCUAUUAGCCAAGCAAAUAACAAUAACGGAGCAGAAAAAUUUAAAAUUAGAAACUGAACUCGAAGAGCAGAGGAGAGAGGAAAUUAAUAUGAACAGAGUAAUAAACAAUUAUCAACAAAAAUUGGUGCAUCUCAAUUCACGGUUGGCGAUGCAAAAGGAUUACAAGGAUCUUUUGGAAGAUACGAACGUUUUGACAAAAAAUGAGUACUUGAAGUCAUUGGAAGAGUUGGAAAUGGAUAUUGUAAGACUAAAGAAUGACAUACAACAGUUGGAGGAGGAAAAAAUCAGCCUCAAAGAACAAUUAAAUAGUCUGCAACGGGAAAGCUUAUCUUGGGAAAAGAAGGUACAAUUAGCGCAAGAAACAAAUAAAAAUAUCAAGGAUGAACAAGGUUGUUUUGGGGAUGUGGGAAUAAUGAAAAGUGAAAUCCAGAGAAUGCAAAUCAGGUUGUCACAUCUCAGGAAAGCCCAGGAAAAGUUAGUUCUUGAUAUGGAGCACUGCGUUUCACGGAGAGACGCAAUUGUCGAUGGAGCUAUGGCCAAAGAGAAGAGAAAUCCCAAAGGACAACACAACCAGAGAAUGAUUUUUCGAAAACGAUUGGAUGAUCAGAGGUUAAAGAUCAAGCAAGUUACCAAAGAAACGAAGCAAAUAGAAAACCAAAUAUCUGAAUUAGAAAAGAUGCAGAAAACAAUGUUAGAGCAGUUAAACCAGGGUCAAGAGAUUCUCAGAUCGAUCGAGGAUGCCAUAUCUGAAACUGAGAAGGAAAUAGUCGAAGUUGAAAUCAUAAAACAGCAUAAUUUAGAACUCCUGAUACGAAAGCAGCACAAGGUAAAAAUGUAUCAAGAGAUGCAAAGCGGCAGCCACAAAAUGUUGUACAAGUCAGAAUCAUUGCUGAAUGCAGAAUUCUCAAAACAGCGUAUAAUGAAUUCUGAUUUGAGGGAAAUAAUAGAACAAACCCAGAAUGAUUUUCCACUACUGAAUAACGCUACACGAAAAAUACUAUUGACUCUACAGACACCAUGAACCAUAUCUCACGGAAUACAUGCUGCAAUUGUAAAUAUACAUUCAUUUGGAAAUACUCGAUUUUAAAGUACUGGGUGUCUGUUUUACUUUUGAUAUUUCCUAGAAUAUAUUAUGAAUCAUUGUGAAUAACAGCAGUAUUUGGCAAAAGUAAUGUUUAUUUUACAGAGUUUAUAUCUACAUAACAAUUAGCAUACAUAUGAUCACCACUCGUAUGCCAUUAAUCUAGCCACUUCACAAUGUGAUACGUCUUCUUUCCCACUCGAAUCAUUGUUAAAUUAUUU
Messenger RNA from Athalia rosae (coleseed sawfly), 3524 nucleotides. It is a transcript of the gene l(2)41Ab, whose product is annotated as coiled-coil domain-containing protein 40. Lineage: Eukaryota; Metazoa; Arthropoda; Insecta; Hymenoptera; Athaliidae. Gene Ontology annotation, cellular component: cytoplasm. The transcript has 8 exons. Gene Ontology annotation, biological process: axoneme assembly. The record is from RefSeq and is a predicted model, not a curated record. The coding region runs from base 490 to 3243 and encodes 917 amino acids.